This is a messenger RNA of Lontra canadensis (Northern American river otter), 2529 nucleotides long. It is a transcript of the gene TTLL11, whose product is annotated as tubulin tyrosine ligase like 11. The coding region runs from base 1 to 2478 and encodes 825 amino acids. The transcript has 10 exons. Gene Ontology annotation, molecular function: tubulin binding; tubulin-glutamic acid ligase activity. NCBI's taxonomy places the organism in Eukaryota, Metazoa, Chordata, Mammalia, Carnivora, Mustelidae. The record is from RefSeq and is a predicted model, not a curated record. Gene Ontology annotation, cellular component: cilium. Gene Ontology annotation, biological process: protein polyglutamylation; microtubule cytoskeleton organization.
AUGGCCGCCCCCGCCUCUGUGACAGGCCUGAUCACGUGGACGCCGUCGCCUAUGAGGUCGUCGCGGCUCCGGCCGCGAUUGUCCCUUCCCGGGCCCCGUCCCGAGGAGGUGCCCGCCCUUGUCAACCAAAGCCCGAGCGAUCAUGGCAACGGGCUCUGGCGGGGACCGCGUGGCCGCGGCGGCAGUUUGGUCGCGGGCCGGGACUGCCGAGCGGCGGCGGCGGCGGCGGCGGUGGCACUGGCGCUGGUACCGGCCCUGAGCGCCAUGCAGCGGGGCAGCUCCGAGAGGGAGUUGGCGGCCGGCUGGGAGGCGGAGGCGGUGGCCGUGGCCGAAGCGCCGGCGGCGGUGGCGGCGGCGGCGGAGCCGGUCGGCGUGGACUCGGGCGCGGCCGGGGAGCCGGAGAGCAAGGCGCCGGAGGAGCAGUCCAAGGAGCGGGCCCGGGCGCAGCCCCGCGCGGCCGAGGAGGGGGACGGCCUGGUGACCCCGCGGCCGCCGCCCACGCUGCCCCUGGCCAAGCCGCAGCCCGCGCGGGUGCGGGGCGUCUGCCCGCACCGGAAGCCCUGGAGCAAGGGCCGGGGCUGCCGGCGGAGCUCGGGCCGCUCGGCGGACGAGUACUGCUCCCAGCGACCGGUCACCGUGGACAGCUCCAAGGCCAGGACCUCCCUGGACGCCCUGAAGAUCAGCAUCCGCCAGCUCAAGUGGAAGGAGUUCCCAUUUGGCCGACGCUUGCCUUGUGACAUCUACUGGCAUGGAGUUUCAUUUCACGACAAUGACAUAUUCUCCGGCCAAGUGAACAAGUUUCCAGGCAUGACGGAGAUGGUGCGUAAAAUUACUCUGAGCAGAGCCGUGAGAAUCAUGCAGAAUCUCUUUCCUGAGGAGUACAACUUCUAUCCUCGCUCUUGGAUUCUGCCUGACGAGUUCCAGCUCUUUGUUGCUCAGGUUCGAAUGGUGAAAGAUGGCGACCCCUCCUGGAAGCCCACGUUCAUCGUGAAACCUGACAGUGGCUGUCAGGGCGAUGGCAUCUACCUCAUUAAAGACCCCAGUGACAUCCGCCUGGCAGGGACCCUACAGAGCCGGCCGGCGGUGGUCCAGGAGUACAUCUGCAAACCUCUUCUGAUCGACAAGCUCAAGUUUGACAUCCGUCUGUAUGUCUUACUCAAGUCCUUAGACCCCCUGGAGAUUUAUAUAGCCAAAGACGGACUCUCUAGAUUUUGUACCGAGCCAUACCAGGAGCCCAGCCCCAAAAACCUGCACCACACCUUCAUGCACCUGACCAACUACUCCCUGAACAUCCACAGUGGCAACUUCAUUCAUUCGGACAGCACGAGCACAGGCAGCAAGAGGACUUUCUCUAGCAUUCUCUGUAGACUGUCUUCCAAAGGUGUUGACAUCAAGAAGGUCUGGUCUGACAUCAUCUCCCUGGUGAUUAAGACUGUCAUUGCCCUGACUCCAGAGCUCAAAGUUUUCUACCAGUCGGACAUCCCCGCGGGGAGGCCAGGGCCCACGUGCUUCCAGAUUCUAGGCUUUGACAUUCUUCUGAUGAAAAACCUGAAGCCUAUCCUACUUGAAGUAAACGCGAACCCCAGUAUGAGAAUCGAACAUGAGCAAGAACUUUCUCCAGGGGUGUUCGAAAAUGUCCCCAGCCUUGUCGAUGAGGAAGUGAAGGUGGCCGUGAUCAGAGACACGCUACGCCUCAUGGACCCACUUAAGAACAAAAGAGAGAACCACUUUCCAGAUAUCUAUGUGGACAGAAAACACAGAUUCCCUCCAGUUUCUGACAGAAUGUCUUCAUCGAUGCCUCAGCUUUCAAAGCUUUCCGUAGCCAGGUCUCAGAAGCUUAAGCAGCCACGAGCUGUGAAGGAAGAGCCUUCUGACAGCGAGCUGGCCAGCGCCUCCGACGCCAACGCCAAUCCCGAAGCGCACCUGCCCUCCAUCUGCCUCAAGCAGGUGUUCCCCAAGUAUGCCAAGCAGUUCAACUACCUGCGCCUGGUGGACAGGAUGGCAAAUUUGUUUAUCCGGUUCCUGGGGAUCAAGGGGACAAUGAAGCUGGGACCAACAGGCUUUCGGACUUUUAUCAGGAACUGCAAACUCAGCAGCAGCAGCUUGUCCAUGGCAGCCGUGGACAUCCUCUACAUUGACAUCACAAGGAGGUGGAACUCCAUGACGCUGGACCAGCGAGACUCGGGCAUGUGCUUGCAGGGCUUCGUGGAGGCUUUCUUUUACCUGGCUCAGCGGAAGUUCAAGAUGCUGCCUCUCCACGAGCAGGUGGCCUCGCUGGUCGACCUGUGCGAGUACCACCUCUCCCUCCUGGACGAGAAGCGCCUGGUGUGCGGCCGGAGUGGUGCGUCGGGGGCUCGGGCCCUGGACAGCGGAAUCCCCCAGGAGGCCGCCGCCUCGGCCCCGCUGGCACAGGGCACCCCCCCGGCCUGCACAAACAGUGCCCACAAGGUCUCCCACUCCAGACACGCACUGUCCUGAGGGCCCCUCGAUGCUGCGGAUGGAGAAUGAGCCCCUCCGGGCCGAAGAGAA